GGAGGCAAGAUGCCACACACGCGCGCGUGCACACACGCAUUAGAGGGAACCCCAUCAGCUGUGGACAGCUACAACUUUUGUUUUUCCAACCCGUUCCUUUACAUCAUCGCGCGUCUUGCAUGCGCGUGACUGCUAGAAAAUACAACAGCAAGUGUGCGAUUCGCAGAUCUUUCUUUUUUUCCCCGAAAGAGAGAAGUGGGAGGGUGAGAGAGCAAAACACGCGUUUUGGUGGGUGGCUUUGAAAGCAUGGAAUAUUUCAUGAUGCCGACAGAGAAGAUACCGACCCUGCAGCAAUUCAAGAAGACUGAGAAGGAUGUUAUCGGGGGACUAUGCAGUCUGGCCAACAUCCCCUUCAGUCCAGAGACGGCCCAGGACCAAGAGAGGCGAAUCCGACGUGAAAUCGCCAACAGCAAUGAGCGGCGACGCAUGCAAAGCAUCAAUGCGGGCUUCCAGUCCCUUAAAAGUCUCUUGCCUCACACAGAUGGAGAGAAACUCAGCAAGGCGGCCAUCUUGCAACAGACAGCAGACUACAUCUUCACCUUGGAGCAGGAAAAGACGCAGCUCUUGUCACAGAACAACCAGCUCAAACGCUUCAUACAGGAAUUCAGUGGUUCCUCGCCCAAACGGAGGCGAGCGGAGGAGAAGGAUGAAGGCAUCGGCUCUCCUGAUACUCUCGAUGAAGAGAAGGUGGAAGAGCUGAGGCGGGAAAUGCUGGAGCUGCGCCAACAGCUGGACCGAGAACGCUCCGCCCGUAUGCAGCUGGAGGAGCAGGUGCGCGCUCUGGACACCCAAGGGCACCCGGACCGUCUCAAGGUGAUCACCCAACAGGUGGAGGAGGAGCACGCGCAGCUCCAGAGCCAGACGCUGUUACGACUGCAACAAGUUCAAGCUGCAGACAGACCCCCUCACAGUCCAAAGGUGGUGGCCCCUCCCACUCCCAUCGCCUCAACCCACCACCCGACAGUCAUUGUGCCGGCGCCGACACUAACCCAGCAACCCCAUCACCAUGUCACCGUGGUGACCAUGAGCUCAUCUCUCCACAACAGCACCGUGUCUACGUCGAGACAAAACCUGGACACCAUUGUGCAGGCCAUCCACCACAUCGAGCGCACUCAGGAGAGGCGAGCGAGCGCAGAGGAAGAGCAGAGACGAGCGGUCAUAGUCAGCCCCGCCCACGUCGCCAUGGACACCGCCUGUUCAGACACAGACACGGACACAGAGGGAGAGGACUGCUCAAUGAACUGAUCGUGCCAUGAACUCACAAACACUUAACACCAUCUCACUGUAAGAUUCCAUCCAGAAGCUUGACUACUUAAAAAAAAAAAUCUCUCCGAGCUCCCACUCCCUGUAGUGAAGCGCUUUUCGCUGUCGCUCUUGUAAUGUAAAUUGUCUGACUGAAAACUAGGAGUGGUCAGCGUGCAGAGGAGGCCAAAUGGGGUUUCUUGAGGCUGCUCCUCAUCGGUCCGUCCUCCCACUUGUUUUCCAUUGCCAGGCGCCGAUGACAUUAUUUGUGCUGCAAAUUGACCUUUUCACUAUAAUGGAGAACUGAAUGUAAUACAGGAAGCAGCAACUUGUGACUUUUUGAUUAAGAACGGGGGAUUUAAGAGUUAGAAUCUUUUCUUUCCCUCGUCUUGCGUUUCUAAACAAGAUAGGUCACAGACUUAAUUGCAGGAGCGUUACUAAAAGAAAGGAUUUUACUUGAAUGAGUAUACUGAUCAGCUUAAGCCCUUAAAAUAGAUAUUGAAGAAUAUAAGCUAUUAAUCAAUUGACAGUCUGUUAAGUGUUUUGGGAAAUGUACCCUGUCAGGGUUACUGAACUGCAUUCUCUAACUUACAAAUUGGACGGUUAUUUGGUUCGAUAAGGAGCAAGUUGCCUUGAGAUUCAAAAUUGGAGCCACCCAAACUGCACCUGCCGACUCAAGGCGAGAACUAAAUGUCGGUUCACUCGUGUUCUGGUAACAACGAGUGGGCUUUCUCAAUCGCUUUCCGACAACUUGACUGAAUAAUUGGAGGAAACAGUCUUAUUUUCAAAAGAUGAAAAUGUGAUGUACUCUUAAAACAUAUUAGUCUGCAUGACAAUUUCAAGUUUUCCACCAAAGACUUCCAGUCGCAACUUCUGAUCUUGGUUUGUUGUUUUCAGUGACUAUGCACUUGAGUGUUUGCUACUUAUGCAAUCGCAUCUUCAGUCCAUUUAUACACGUGGCGAAGAUUACUAUGCACCGCUAAUAGGUGUGUAUGUCACACCAACAGUAAAGUUGUGACUCGCUUGUAUCAAAGAAUAUCAUUACCGUUCUUACGAGGUGCGGUUUGCCAACAUGGUGCUCUGCUGACGAGCUAAACAUUUUCAAAUGUGGCGAGUCAUUUGCACAUGUUGGAAUUAGUUUUGUGUGGUUGUGCUGGAAAACAACUUAAGUUGAGUGUUGUAAAAUACACCAAGAUCGGUCACUGAAAUACCACAAAAGUCCCAAAUGAGCACUGGCCAAUGCUCAGAAUCGCUUCACGUUGAGAUGUUCAUCUUGUCUAGAUGUUUUUUUCUUUUUAAAACUGUAACUCUGUGUUUCUAUUUCCAAACACAAUUUGAUGCUGUAAACAUUCCAAAUGUUUGGAGUUGUCUUUUCAUCUCGCUGCCUUCUGUUGAGUGCAUGUUCGUAACAGGUUGUC
Molecule: messenger RNA, 2660 nt
Organism: Syngnathus acus (greater pipefish)
Lineage: Eukaryota; Metazoa; Chordata; Actinopteri; Syngnathiformes; Syngnathidae
Product: transcription factor AP-4-like
Exons: 7
Coding region: 247-1245 (332 amino acids)
Biological process (GO): regulation of transcription by RNA polymerase II
Cellular component (GO): nucleus
Molecular function (GO): RNA polymerase II cis-regulatory region sequence-specific DNA binding; DNA-binding transcription factor activity, RNA polymerase II-specific; protein dimerization activity
Source: RefSeq, a predicted model, not a curated record